Austrofundulus limnaeus is the source of this 3104-nucleotide messenger RNA. RefSeq names its product P2Y purinoceptor 13. The transcript has 4 exons. Lineage: Eukaryota; Metazoa; Chordata; Actinopteri; Cyprinodontiformes; Rivulidae. The record is from RefSeq and is a predicted model, not a curated record. Gene Ontology annotation, cellular component: membrane. Gene Ontology annotation, molecular function: G protein-coupled purinergic nucleotide receptor activity. Gene Ontology annotation, biological process: negative regulation of adenylate cyclase activity; G protein-coupled receptor signaling pathway. The coding region runs from base 493 to 1548 and encodes 351 amino acids.
AAAGAGCCGGUGAGACUACAGCGAGCGAACAGAGGCAGAGGGGCUGGCACGGAGCAGAACAAGCCUCUCAGCAGACAAUCGGAACAGGAAGCGAGGAAGGAAGGGGGUCUUUCACCCGGAGGAAGACUGGCAAACCAUUGGGAUUGUGACAAGACAGCCACACAGUUACUCCAGAGACCACCCAUUGUAAGAGCAUCAAACACUGACACGCAUGCACAGAAACAACACACACUCGCUUAAAUGGAGGAAAACAGUAGGAGGAAGAAGUACUKAAUGAGACAGAGUCAAAACUAGUGUUUCUUCACUGAUAACUUAUUAGAUUCUUAGUGACUUUAUUCAUUUUUGAGGUUUCAUUUUCCUUUUUUAUGGGUGAAGAGAAGAAAGGAGAAUUGAAACGGUUCGCUUCCUUCUUUUUUAUGAAAUACUGUAAUUUUUCGGUGUUUUUCAAAUGCUGGCAGUCACAAAAUGUGAAGGUCCAUUGAACAUCAGAAGAUGAACAUCACACUGUCCAACACCUCCAUCAAGUGUAUUAGAGACACCAGUGUAACRUCAGUGGUUUUCCCUGGUCUUUACGGCAGCCUUUGUUUAGUUGCCCUGAUACUAAACUCCCUUGCUGCAUGGACCUUCUUCAAAAUUCCUAACACUUCAACAUUUGUGGUCUUUCUGAAAAAUGUGGUAGUGGCUGACCUGCUGAUGACCCUGACCAUCCCUAUUAAAGUCUUGAGUGAUGCAGGUGUGGGACCCUGGCAUCUACGUGCCUUUUAUUGCAGAUAUUCUGCUGUCCUCUUCUACAUCACCAUGUACAUCAGCAUUUUGUUGCUGGGCCUCAUUAGCUUGGACCGCUGCCUGAAGAUCGUCAAGCCUUUUGAGAAGUGCCCUCUGCAGCGGGUUCGUGUUGGACAGACUCUGAGUGCAGCUGUUUGGGUGGUGAUGUUAUGUUUGGCUUUACCCAACGUUAUUCUAAGUGAUCAGCCACCAAAAGUUACAGGAAACAGACUCAGGUGCUCCUCCAUGAAGAGCAAAGCCGGUUUGCUGUGGCAUGAGGGAUUUAACUACUUUUGUCAGGUUGUAUUUUGGGGCACGUUUGUUUUGAUGGUYGCUUGCUACACACUGAUAAGCAAGAAGGUCUUUGAGUCAUACAAAGCCUCCAAGAGCAGAUACCAGUCUGCAAGCCGAAGAACCAAAGCGAAGGUCUUUGUGGUGGUGGGGGUGUUUUUUAUCUGCUUCGCCCCGUUCCACUUUGCGCGGGUUCCUUACACGCUGACUCAAACCCGAAGCACUUCAAGUCACUGCCGGGCAGAGAAUGUGCUCUAUGUAGCYAAGGAAACCACACUGUGGCUGUCUGCUACCAACGUAUGCCUUGAUCCACUCAUUUAUGUCUUCUUGUGCAAAAUGUUUAGGAGGAGACUGAUGGCCACACUCUGUAAAACAGCUGUGGUUACUUCCAACGCGACAUCAACACAAAUGGAGAUGUCACAAAUGAACCACAGUAUCAAAGUGUCACUUAAUGACAUGUCCAAACAAUAUAUAUCCGAGACUUCAGGAUGAGCCAGAAAGACUGUUUAUUGCACUUGGAACAAAAUGAAUUCAGCUCAGAUGAAYGGCCACGGCUAUUUAAAACACAAGUUUGUUGGUCAACAAGUUUUAUGCAUUAUUUUUUAUGCAUCUUAUUUUUAUGCAUUAUUUUUGAACUUACUAAUUCUGUACACUUUUGCUUACUCAUCCUAAACAUUUCCUACCCCUUCUGUCAUUUUCUACUUCCUGUUGUCUAAUCUCAUGAAAACUGUAUUUUCCCCUUGAAAAUGUGCCAAUUUUGAGAGCACAAUUUUUUUCCUGUUUAUCUAUAAAGCUUUGAAUGGGAUGGGAAGGAAUGGAAUAGUGCAACGCAGCAUUAUGGAUCAAUUUAAUGAGCAACAUGAUUUUAUUAUUAUUAUUGCUUAAAAAUAUGUCUUAAUUAAUAUUGUUAGUUUAAUGCUUUCUUUAUGUUAAUGGAUUUUCAUUUUGGGGAUUUUGAAGAAUUGGGUCAUGCAAACAUUGAGCAUAAAGGUCCAGUUUCUGUUUCUAUAAUAGACAGACCACAUAAUGUGGAACUUGAGUCCCAGAUAUCAUAAAAAUGAAUUUGAGUGCGUUUUAUAGAAAUGGAGAAACAGGAUGUUCAUUACAUUAUUAUUUUAUUAUAUUCAAACUAAAUUAAUGAGAGUUUUUUGUUUGUUUAUUUAUCUCUUAGAUGUAACAAAGCUUUAUUAUAGAGUACAUGCAUGUAACAGGUUACUUUUAUGGUUUAGUAACAACAAUAAAAGUAGUGKAAAUUAGUAAAUGGUCAUGUAAAAAUGUAUAAAUGAAAUAAGCAUAUUUUYCCUGUAGACGUGUAAAAACUGAAACUUUACACAAUAUUUUUUAUUAGGUGCAAUACUUGAAAAAUGGUGAAUUGUUAUGGUGUUAUUAACUAAAAUGCAAACCAUUAUUAUAUGUGCAUGAUGUGAAUGUAGUUCUUGGGUCUGUUUUAUGAAAGACAUUUUCACUGGGGGAAAAAUGUGCACUUACAGUAUGCAUUAGUAAUGGUUGCAUUCCAUUUAAAAGUGCUCCUCCAUACCUAUUAAGUUAAAGGGGUGGCAUCAUUCAUUAUUCAUCCACAAUCAAGCAAUUAUUUUACCUUCAGUUCUGAAAAUGCUGUAUAUAUAUCAAAAAUAAAUUAGGCUUUGCAUCACAGUCUAUCUAAAUGCUUUGAAAUUGGUCUCUGUCUCUUUAAGAACCCCCUACUGUUUCUGACACUCCCACAUCAGCAUGUUUUCAAACAAUGCUUUGGGGAGGGGUGCUCUUUGGGGUGGGAGCUUGACCGCAGACUGAGCUCCGGGGAGGAGCUAGGUACAAAUAGGCGGAGCUUUGUACAACAAGUGUUUAGGUAGCUCCGCUUGGCUAUCACAAGAGAUUCAAGGAUUCUCAUAAAUGCAUAGAUGAGUGAAAGCAAUAUUAUUGGGAUAUUUUUAUAUGGGAAUGACAUAACAUGAUAUAAAGCUCAAAGUCAAUUUUGCAUUAUCCCCCCUUAAGUCAAAAUGUCCUUCAUGAAAUAGGUGACCAAAAAAUAAAACGAUAUUCAAUUGAAA